Vigna unguiculata (cowpea) is the source of this 4005-nucleotide messenger RNA. Its product is annotated as receptor-like protein EIX2. The record is from RefSeq and is a predicted model, not a curated record. Lineage: Eukaryota; Viridiplantae; Streptophyta; Magnoliopsida; Fabales; Fabaceae.
UAAUACAUUCUGAAGAAGAAUUGUGUGUUUGUGAUGAUAAGCAUUAGAGUGUCAGUGAUGAGUCCGAUUGGUUUGAAAGUGAUAAUAUUUAUGGUGUGUUUGGUGGCAUUCCAGAUUGUUGGUGGUGAGAAGGAGAUAAGAUGCUUAGAAAGGGAGAGGGAAGCACUCCUCCGAUUCAAAGCUUCCAUUGUUGAUCACCAUGGCAUGCUGUCUUCUUGGACCACUCCUGAUUGCUGCCAAUGGAAAGGGAUUUGCUGCAGCAACCUCACUGCUAAUAUCGUAAGCCUCGACCUUCAUGGUGAGUAUGAUUAUGAAACUGAAUCAUGGUCUUAUUAUAUCAGCGGAAAGAUCCACCAAUCAUUGAUUGAGUUGCAACAAUUAAAGUAUCUCAACCUCAGUUACAAUUCUUUUUCACAUAUCCCAGAGUUUCUUGGUUCUCUCAGGAACUUGAGAUACCUUGAUCUCUCAUGCUGUUAUUUUGACGGAAAAAUUCCAAGUCAGUUUGGGUCUCUUUCUCAUUUGAAAUACCUUAAUCUCGCUUCGAAUAAUCUUGAGGGUUCUAUCCCUACUCAACUCGGAAAUCUCUCCAAGUUGGAGUAUCUUGAUCUCAGAGGCAAUUCUUUUCAAGGAAAUUUACCAACCGAACUUCAAAGUCUCUCUAAGCUGGAGUAUCUUGAUCUCGCUUUCAAUUCAUUUGAAGGAAAUAUACCAUCCCAACUCGGAAACCUUUCUAAGUUGGAACAUCUUGACCUCAGCUUCAAUAUUUUUGAAGGAUAUAUACCAUCUCAACUGGGAAGUCUUUCUAACUUACAACAACUUUAUCUUGGUGGGGAAGAUUAUAAUGGAGAUCUCGAAUUCAACGAUAGGGGUAAGUUGCUGUCUAAUUUCAUUUCUUUAAGCCAUCUUUACUUGUGGUCCAUACAUGGUCUUAAUAGUUGUCAUAGUUGCCUGCAAAACAUUGCCAAGCUACCAAAACUAAGAGAGCUAAGCUUAAUUGAUUGUAGCCUUUCUGAUCAUUUUAUCCUUUCAUUGAGGCCUUUCAAAUUCAACUUUUCUACUUCUCUUUUGGCCUUUGAUCUUUCUGAGAACGCCUUCACGUCACCUGUGAUACUUCAAUGGGUGUCAAAUAUAACUUCCAACCUUGUUGAGUUGGACCUUUCUUAUAACAACUUGGAGGAUUCUGUAUCCAAACAUUUUGGCAUGGCAAUGAAUUCUCUUGAGAUCCUUGACCUUUCUUCUAAUAGUUUCAAGGGUGAGGUUUUGAAAUCCUUCAUGAAUAUAUGCACCUUACAUUCUUUAUACAUGCAUCAAAACAAUUUAACCGAAGACCUUUCAUCAAUUCUUCAGAGUUUAUCUAGUGGUUGCAUUAGAUACUCACUACAAGAUUUGAAUUUGGGAGAAAAUUAUAUUAAUGGAUCUUUACCAGACAUUUCAGCAUUUUCAGUUUUGAAGUCAUUGGAUCUUUCAAAUAAUCAAUUAUCUGGAAAAAUAGCAGAAGGUAAUAAAUUGUCAACUCAAUUGGAAUCUUUAUCAAUCUCGUCAAAUUUUCUAGAAGGUGGAAUUCCGAAAUUAUUUGGUAAUGCAUGUGCUUUGCGCUCAUUGGACAUGAUGGCUAAUAACUUGAGUGAUGAGCUUUCAACAAUAAUACAUCAAUUGUCUGGAUGCGCUAAAUACACAUUAGAACAUUUGAGCUUGCAAGAAAAUCAAAUCAAUGGUACGAUUCCUGACCUUUCAGCUUUUUCAGCUUUGAUGUCAUUGGAUCUUUCAAACAAUCACCUGAAUGGAAAGAUAAGAGAAGAUAGUAAUUUACCCUUUCACUUGGAAACUUUAUCAAUCUCAUCAAACUUUCUAGAAGGUGGAAUUCCCAAAUCAUUUGGAAAUGCAUGCGCUUUGCACUCAUUAAGAAUGGAGGAUAACAAAUUGAGUGUAGAGUUUUCAAUAAUAAUUCAUCAUUUAUCUGGAUGUGCUAGAUAUUCAUUAGAAGUAUUAUAUCUACACAUGAAUGAAAUCAAUGGCACACUAAUUGACCUCUCAAUGUUCACAUCUUUAAGAGUGUUAUCUAUUGGUGAAAACAAGCUAAGUGGAAAGAUUUUAAAAAAUAUUCAAUUUCCACCUCAACUAGAAGAAUUAGACAUACAGUCAAAUUCCUUAAAUGGUGUGUUCACUGACUACCAUUUUGUUAAUGUAACCAAGUUAUCUUACUUGGACUUAUCUAAUAACCCAUUAACCUUAACAUUUACCCAAAAUUGGAUCCCACCUUUUCAAUUGAGUUCCAUAAGGUUGAAAUCUUGCUUGUUAGGUACAUUUCCCAAAUGGUUGCGAAAGCAAAAUAAAUAUGACGAACUUGACAUUUCAAAUUCUAAAAUAUUGGAUAUGGUUCCAAGGUGGUUUUGGGCUAAAUUAGCUUCUGGAAAUGUGGGUUCAAUAGAUAUUUCAAACAAUAGUCUACAUGGUAUAAUUCCAAAUAUUUUUGGAAAGAACAUUGUUGAUUUCCUAAUUCUUGCAUCAAAUCAAUUUGAAGGUCCUAUUCCACCAUUUCUACGAGGUUCCAUAUUUCUUGAUUUAUCUAAUAAUAAUUUAUUAGAUUCGCAUUCAUUUUUAUGUGCUAGUGGUCCUGAAAAAAUACUAUAUCAGUUAGACCUUGCACAUAAUCAUCUUUCUGGACAAAUUCCAGAUUGUUGGAGCCAUUUUAAGUCGUUAGCUUAUUUAGAUUUGAGCCACAACAAAUUUUCAGGAAACAUUCCUACUUCAUUAGGAUUGCUUCUUGGUCUUCAAGCAUUAUUAUUAAGAAACAAUAACUUAACACAUGAGAUCCCUUUCUCCUUAAGACGUUGUACAAAGUUAGUGAUGCUUGAUAUGUCAAACAACAAUUUAUCAGGGCAAAUCCCUGCUUGGAUCGGGAGCGAAAUGCAAGAGUUGCAAAUCUUAAGUUUGGGAAGUAAUAAUUUCAAUGGAAUUUUACCAUUACAAAUUUGUUAUCUAAAAAGCAUCCAAAUAUUUGAUCUCUCACUAAAUAACUUGUCUGGAAAAAUUCCUACAUGUAUAAAUAAUUUUACAUCAAUGGUUAACAAGACGUUUUCAAGUGAUUAUGGACGGCAUGGGUAUUUUAUCAACAUUAGUGAUUUUAGAACCUAUCACUUAUACGAUUUGAAUGCAUUUUUGAUGUGGAAAGGUUCAGAACAAAUAUUCAAGACUACUGAGUUAUUACUUCUAAAAGGCAUUGAUCUUUCCAGUAAUAACUUUUCAGAAGAGAUUCCAGUGGAAAUAGAGAAUUUAGUUGAGUUGAUUUCAUUAAAUUUGUCAAGAAAUAAUUUUAUUGGACAAAUCCCUUCAAAUAUUGGAAAUCUAAAAUCACUUGAAUUUCUUGAUUUGUCAAGAAACCAAUUUAUUGGUUAGUCUUACUCAAAUUGAUCGACUCACUAUGUUAGAUUUGUCACAUAAUCAUCUAAGUGGAGUUAUUCCAACUAGCACGCAACUACAAAGUUUUGAUGCCUCAAGUUAUGAAGAUAAUCUAAAUCUUUGUGGACCACCACUUAAAAAAUUGUGCAUUGAUGAUGGGCUAUCUCAAGAUCCGAUCUUUGAAAUUGAUGAAUAUUCUCUUUUCGGUCAUGAAUUUUACAUCAGUAUGACACUGGGAUUUACGAUAACCUUUUGGAUUACAUUUGGCUCAAUCUUAUUCUUGAAGACCUGAUGAACAAUUUCAUUGACGACAUUUAUAUGGUAAUGGUGAAAUUCUCCAAUUACAAAUGGUUGGUGCAAAGUGGAUUAAGAGUAUCUCAAAGAUCACACAUAUCUCAAAUGUUUGAGGUUGUAAACUUGGACGAAGCUGGAAAGUAUGGUUGGUUUAGUUGUUUUAAACAUGUUUUCAUUUUAUAUGGUGUUUUUAGUUCUGUAAUUUCAGUUAGAAUUGUUUGAUGUUGUUCUCUGUUUGAAUAAACUGAGGGUGAUGAAGUUGGACAAGAAAACUUAUUUUUAAUUCUAAGUAACAAGACAAUGCAUUUGCCA